Messenger RNA from Lymnaea stagnalis (great pond snail), 9935 nucleotides. The record is from the annotation of a GenBank genome assembly. Lineage: Eukaryota; Metazoa; Mollusca; Gastropoda; Lymnaeidae.
ACGGCGUGUAAGUUUCGCUCUCAAAAAUAAGAGCUGUUGAAACGAAAAAAAAAAAGGCUACGUUCUAAGAAAGCACUUUCAGUAUUGAAUCCGUGCACUAGAUCUGCGGCCGACUUGUUGGACUGGAGUAGUUGUCACGACGUCAGCGUGCAGGGUCCCUGUGUGUGUGUCAGUGGCUUGUUGGUUGAUGAGAUGCGGUGGUGUACACGAGGAAGUAUUGUGAGAAAUUGUGCAAAUGUCUUAAAUACAGCCGGGCUCGACGUUUGAUGGUCUUCUUUACGAUUAAACACUUUUUUGACACGUGAGUUUAUCCUUUAGCGUUAUGCGAUGUAUUGCUUGUUAUUUAACACUCAAAGAUUUACGUUAUAACAUUAAUAUUUAUUUUUUUAUUUAUUUUUAAAUAUUACGUUGUCAACAGACUCAAGGCAGACGAUGUAAGAAUACAGAUAACGGAUAGGGUGUACGUUGAGUUUGACAACAAGCAAGUGUUUUUUUUUCCAAACCAACAUUAAUCGUCUCAGCUUUACAAUAAGGAAUCUUCAUUAUUAUUACUGGGAGCAUCCAUUUUUUGCUUCUAUUAUGAUAUACGUAUAGACUAGAAAUGGACUGCAUGCAUGAGUAACUUAUGGACUAGUAAAUAGACUACAUACAUGUGUAACAUAUAGACUAGCAAUAUAGUCUGACAAUAGACUACAUACAUGUGAAACAUGAGACAUGUUUUGAGGACUUUAAACAGGUCAAAAGAUUCCAAAAAGGGUUUCGGUUUUUUUUUGUAUUUAGGUAAUGUAUUUAUUUUAAUUUAUGACGGCACUAUUAUGUGACCCAUCCCCCCCACCCCAUUUAUGGUACGGAAUGCAACCUUUGGUCUGAUGUCCAAGAAAUGAUUCCUGAGUGCUUCAGAAACAGGUCGGCGUGUGCAUCGUUAAGAAAUGUAAUGUAAGAAAGCACGGUGCAAGGUAGACAAGGAGGAAACUAAUGUUGGUUUUUUUUGUUUUUUGAAAUUAAUUUCUUUACAAUAAACUGGGUUAUCCAUUGUAGAGACACUAUACACCAACCCAACAAACAAUAGCGGUGUCAAUGAUUGAACUUCCCAUCUACUCGUCCAUUGACGAGACACGCAUUUAUAUCAAAGCACUUUAUAAAGCCCAAUGAGUGCUAAAUUCUGAGAAUUGUAUAUUGCGCGCACUAUGUCACGUAGAAUUAAAGCCCUACAUAAAUUACCUAGUGAAUUAUUUAUUUAUUUUUGGUGAUUUAUUUGUUCUUUAAAUUCCUAAAAUAUUCUAUUAUAUAUUUUAAAAUGUCAUACAUAGUUUCAGGAGGGUGUGUUCUUAAUGAGACGUGCUAACAACCAGGAUAGAAUAUCGAGUUACUGCUUCGACAGUUAACAAAAUACCGCCAGCUGAUAUGGAGGUUUACAAAAUCUCAUUCCGUUAGGGUCAUUUCAACACCAAUGGCCAGGCAAGCAGGUGUUGAGGAGCUCAACUCUCAGCACAUUCGACGGUGACCAAAAAUCCCACGGAACCGAACUAAAGACACACGGAUACACAAGUUCACAAAACAAAAAACAAUUUCUUCUGAUAACACGAUGCAGACUUCACUACCGGACCACGGGCAACCGACCUCUAGCUGCGACGGCGACUCCAAAUACGUACAGCCGUUUCCCCAAAAUCGAUACUCUCAAGCCAACUCUUCCCGUGGUCCUAGUUGUCCGCUGGCACGUGAAAGGGCGAGCCAAGACAGUUCAAUGAAGGUCUCCGUAUGCGGAUGUCUACAAUGCAGUAUCGGUCAUUUUAAAAAUCAUCAACAACCUUCGUUGGUUCCUAGCUAUGACUAUCGAAGGUGUAUUGAUCACUCUCCAACCCUUCGGCCAUCCGUAGGGAACAUAAACUUACGAGAAAAAAUUGACAGUAAGGUCGAAUCUCCAGCAGACUUUGGCCUAGUUCUUCCCGGUGGUCAAAAUCCUCGAAGGAGCAAGUAUGGAGCCAAGAGUAUAUUGGACGUUGCAUGUGAGACACGGUUUGGUGUUAUUGUUGUGUUGUUUCUUAUGGCCGUCGGCUUUGUGCAUCUUCGGAUGAGAAUAAGGGCGCUGGAGGAGCAAAAUAUUGAACAGUUCAAGACUUUGGUAAACAAGAUUGAGGAGAAGAACAUUGAGCUCGCACACAUCAAGUCGCAGGUGAACGUUCUGGAGCAGCUGGUCAGCGGGAUGAAUGGGGAAAAUAUUCAACACAGACUACAGGUAAUUAUAGUUCUGAAUAUUGAACAAAGAAAUCAUGUACUCGAAACGAAACUUUGUAAACAUGUGUUAAACUGGGUAGUUUCCAAUUAGCGUGUGAGGCUGCAAAAUAUCAGAUCAUUUUAUAAAGCAUUUUAGGUUGAAGGUUUUAGGGUUUUAUAACAAAUAAAAAAAAAUAUUUUCUAACUUACCGUUCUCCCACGCAACUCCAGGCCCCCUGCCCAACUUAACAACUCGCUCCUACCCCUUCCCCACUCCUUUCCCCAACGCCUUUUCCCCCACACUCUUUCCCCACACCAUUCCCCUACUCCUUCCCCCAGUCCUUUCCCCACUCCCUUCCGCAAAUCCCUUCCCUCACACCCUCCCCCACUCCCUCCCCCAAUAUUCCUAGCCCUCGCCCAGCUUACGCCUGAACCAAUGCACUCAUCUAAAAGUCUUGAAAGUUAAGUUUAUCAGCAACCAUCAUCCUGCACCCCAGUCACCUCAAGCCCGUAAGCCUAACAAUGAACACGCCAACACAAGGCGCAACCAACAGUAUGUGUAACGGUUGUGCAUGUAGCAUAUCCAUAUUUUCGCUUCUGGUUGAUGUGGCCCCUUGGCGUCAGGUGUCCUUUCUGUCUAUUUCUACCAGUCUAUGCAGGAACAGAAUGCGACCAUACUUUCUGACUCGUAUUAAUACUUACCCUUUGGGGGGGGGGGGAGACCUUCCGCUCUAGGGACUGACUAGCUCUGUUGUUGGUAUCUUUCUUAUGUGAGUGUAUCUCGAUUCUCUUACGGCAAAAUAUUAUUUCGCAGGUCUUUUCAAAUAAAAUAAAAUCGGUAGAACGCCCGUGUCUCGAAACAAACAGGCCGUUUUGUCUUAAAUAGUGUUGUUAAUUUCAAUCUUAUUUACAAAAAUUUACAAGAAUAUCAUGAAGCUAAAAUCGAUUUUAGGUCUAUGAAAUUUGAUGUUUGUUUAGGGUAUGGAAGAAAAAGUCUCUGGUGAAACUUAACGAAUCACUCAAAAUCUUCUCCCUUCCAGGCCAUUUUUUUCCCUCCAUUCUUUCUCUUCGUACUGUUUUGCAUGGUCUCUAAAAGUUUGUUUUUUUAUGGGCUCAAAUCUAAAAGUCUCUUUGCGUGAAUCCUCUUCAGAAAACGCUGGAAACAAUGACGGCUGCACCGAUGUCUACUGUGAAAUUUCCUAAAGAACCACAUCGUUUCCCCGUCUUCACUGGAACCACCAACCAGCCAGCAUCACGGGGAGGAGGCCUGUCCAGAGCCAAAAGAGACGCUGACGGACAGCGGAGUGCCUCCAUUAAUGGUGUCAUGAAGUCGGUCCUCCUCGGCUACUGCAAAACGAAAUCAGGUGAGACAUCGAUCAGCAGGCCCAUUACCUUUGGUAGAAAGUUUGGCCGAUGGACUGACAUGGUGUGAUACACGAAUAAGGUUUGUGCCAGUUGUGUGCCAGCUGUGCUCCAUUCAUGUGCCAGUUGUGUGCUAGCUGUGUGCCAACUGUGUUCCAGUUGUGUGCCAGUUGUGUGCCAGCUGUGUGCCAACUGUGUUCCAGUUACUUGCCAGCUGUGUGCCAGUUGUUUUCAAGCUGUGUGCCAGUUGUUUGCCAGUUGUUUGCCAGCUGUGUACCAGCUGCGUGUCAGUUGCGUGGCAAUUUUGAUGUGUUUUUUUUUUUGGUGCCCGAAAUAAUUAUGAAAAAGGUAUUGAAUUUCAAAACUUGUAAAUGAUAAUUAAUUACUUAUCAUUAUUUAAAAAUAAUACCGAAUGUUGACAACAUUCAUUUGGACAUCUUCCUCGAGACAACCUUAACCGUCAUUUGUGUUUUCUGGCUUAAUUUUACUGAAAAAUUAACUUUUUUGUUUGUCUCUCUACCCUUACAUUUCAACUGAACUCCAUUUAUGACGUCACAUUUCAAAUUAAAGGAACUUGCAAUCAGGUAAAGCCAUCUUCUGACUGAUUCAUUUAUAAUUUGUUUUUAAUGCCUCAAGUGAUGAAAAUAAUAUUUUAUAACAAUCGUUUUGCUCCCUAAUUUUUGUUUUUAACUAGAAGUUCACUAGAUCACCACCGACUGCACUUAGCCCUUACCGUUUGCAACUUUUCACCCUAAACGUUAACCAACUUAAAUCCAUUUUCAAUCCAUUACCAUCCAUUAAAAUCACGUCGUAAAUUCUAGGCAUAUAAAAACAAAUCAAAAUUUAUUAUCAUCAAAUUAUUAUUUUUAAAAAAAAAUAUUUAAGCAAUUAACAAUAUUCUGCUUGGUCCCUUUUUCAUCAUCAUCAUAAUUUGUCCUUUGAGGUCCUUGUGGAACAUAGGGCCCCUGGCAAAGCACGCCACUUAUUUAUUAUAGUACUUUAUGUGUUUCUUAACAACAUAGGUUUUCGCAGUUGUUCUUUAAAUCACACACUUAUAUUUGACGCCCUCCUUGUGGGCAGCCAGAUCGCUACUUCCAUAUUAUUUAUUAUCUGUUGUCGGUAGAAAUUUUGAAGACGGCCACAAUUUAACUGCUUCUAAGCUUAGAAUAAUUGAAUGGAAUUGUUUUUGUUUUCUUUUUUAAUGAAAUACAGACAACCGGAAAGUUAGACUUUGUCCAAUUCCACGCUGUUUUUGACGGAAGUGCUCUGGUUCAACAUCGUUCAACUAUGAAUCCUCAAUAUACUGGUAAAAUUUGUAGACUAUUUCAUUUAAUAUCUUCCCAUUUCUAUGUGUUAAUCUCUUUUCUAUUUGUUUCGCUCUCUCUCUCUCUCUCUCUCUCUCUCUCUCUCUCUCUCUCUCUGUCCCUCUCUUCUUUUCUCUCUCUCUCUCUCUCUCUCUCUCUCUCUCUCUCUCUCUCUCACACACUCCCAUUUCUAUGUGUUAAUCUCUUUUCUAUUUGUUUCGCUCUCUCUCUCUCUCUCUCUCUCUCUCUCUCUCUCUCUCUCUCAGUGCCUCUCUUCUCUUCUCUCUCUCUCUCUCUCUCUCUCUCCUUCUGUCUCUCUUUCUCUCACACAAACACGCCCACUUUCACAUACACAAAUACGCUCUCUUCUGUAUCCUAUACUUUUUAAUCAUUGAUUGUUUAAGCUAUCAGGGUUUUAAUUACUUUAAUUUAACUCUUUACGUGCAUUAAUACAAAUCCUUGAAUUAACGUUAACUUACUGGUUAAUUGCUGCCGUUAUCUUAUCGUAAAUAGGGGUAUGUUUACAAUAGCCAUUUACGGUAAAUAGCAGAAUCUUUAAAAUAAUUGUCCUCUUUAAAGAAAAAUUCAAACAAAAAAGUUCAAAAUAAUUUAUUUUUUAUUUUUUAUAUUGCAUAUUGUCUUUAUUCACAUUUAAUUUGCCAGGAGAUCCAAACAGGGUUAGAAUUGACGGUGAAAGGUCGGUUGUUAUAGGCAUUGGAAAUAUAAAAAAAUACACCGAAAAAGGUAAUAAAAAGACUUUUGUCCAUAAAUUUAUUGUGGUCUGGCCACAGUCAUAAUCAUUUGUUGUAAAUAUAUUGUAUAAUCAAAUUUUAAACAAAUGGCAUAUUAGCAGACGAUGUGCAUAUUAAUAAACUGCGUGCUAUCAUAAGACAGCUUUCUAAUGAUUCAUAAAUAUGUUAUUGUUUAAAGCAUUUCUUUUUUUUAUCUGUAUUUGUAUUCGAUUUUUUCGCAAAAUCCAAUGUAUAAUUAUAUUUAUUAUCAAAAGCCCUAGUAAAUGUCAAUCAUUUGCGUCGCCAAGCUAUUCAAAGUCCAAGAGCGUCCACAUUUCAACAUCACAAAGUUUGGGCGACACUUUUGAGUGUCAUUAAUAAGAGACCAGGAAAAAUAUUUUCUGACUUGUUUUUAUUUCCGUUAAGAUCUUCACAAAGUCUUCUCAUAAGACAUUUUAAAUGAUAAAGUAUGCGAUCAAAAGUUGUUCUGGAGAUAUUUUGUAUUACUAUUGAUAGCAAUACUCAGGUUUAACUAACUAUAAAAGUGAUUUAAUUUUUAAGAACAAAAAUUAUUUUUAUAUUUUUUGUUUAGGAUCGCCUUUGGACAUCUAUCAAACACAUAAGCACCAAACUGCAGACAAUUCUACACUUUUGGUGGGAAAUUCCGAUUUUGCGUCAUCAUUUACAGUGAAAACCGCUGGCCUGUACGCUGUCAACUUGAAUGUAAGUUAACUUACAACAUUUAUUACAUUCAUAAAUUUUGAAGCCUUGAAUAAUGAGAAGAAAAAAAGAUAAUAAAAACUCGCUUGAACUUAAUUUUCCUUUCAAUAUCAGCAUCGAUUUUAAGUGUCAAAAUGAAAGAUAAUUUAUUUUUAUAAAAAUCAAUCUGAUUCGAUAUUUUCAAAAUAUAAUAAAUGAAGUACUGCGUUCAAAGCUGUGUGAAUGAAACAGUAGUACACAGUAUGUGGAGGGUUGAAUCAACCGACAGGACAAUAAGAUUUCAACGAUUUGGUUUAGAGUUAGAGCCUUCUGCAGCAGACAGGACACAUACAAAUACGAAAAGAAACAGAGCACUGGAAAAAAAAAAACUUUAGAGAUCUCCUUUGUUGUUGCCGAAAGUAAUUUGUUUUUUCAAACCCCAGAUUACAGCACUUGAAAGACUGUAUAUAGUGGUACUAUGAAAAAUAAGGUCAAGAAUCUUAAGGGACAUCUUAUUGAAAUGGCUUAUGAUUCAAGCUUCCACAAACUUUGUUCUACUUUUCCAUGGAUAUUUCUAACUCCAUUAUUUUUCAACAUUUUAAUUGUAACUAAUUGUUCGUAAUUUCUCAUUGCAAUGUGUCAUAGGAACAUGGAUUUCUUUUACUGAAAGUCUUCACGAUUUUAUCAAAUACUGAGAUAAAAAUAAAAUUGUUUUAAAAUUACCUAGAUCACAUAAUUUGUUUGUCGCAUAAAAGAUAAAGAUUUGAUUUUGUGGAACUGUAAGAAAUAUAAUCUUUUUAUAUUUAUUACGCUUCUGGUGUGAGCGUGGUCUGCUUCCUAAUGACUGCUUCCUAAUGACUGCUUCAUAAUGACUGCUUCCUAAUGACUGCUUCCUAAUGACUGCUUCCUAAUGACUGCUUCCUAAUGACUGCUUCCUAAUCAGACAAUUCGGUAUUGAGAGUACGUUACAAAUAAUGCAAAACAUUUGAAAAAAAAUAAUGGUUCAAUAAUGAGUUCAAUAACGUGAAAAAUAUAAUUCCCGAUAACUACGCUAUAUAUCUAUACCUAUAUCUAUAUAUAUAUCUAUAUAUAUAUCUAUAACUAUAUAUCUAUAUCUAUCUAUCGAUCUAUCUAUCGAUCUAUCUAUCGAUCUAUCUAUCGAUCUAUCUAUCGAUCUAUCUAUCGAUCUAUCUUAGCUAGAUAGAUAGCUAGAUAGAUAGCUAGAUAGAUAGCUAGAUAGUAUCGAUCUAUCUAUCGAUCUAUCUAUCGAUCUAUCUAUCGAUCUAUCUAUCGAUCUAUCUAUCGAUCUAUCUAUCGAUCAAUCUAUCGAUCUAUCGAUCUAUCGAUCUAUCGAUCAAUAGAUAUAUAGAUACAUAGAUAUAUAGAUAUAGAUAGAUAUUACGUGCCAAACGCAGUUCCGUAAUAUAUAUAUUACGGAACUGCGUUUGGCGCGUAAUAUUUUCUUUUCGGAAAAUGAAAUCGUCUCAAAGUUAAAUAUGGUGUAAAAUAUAUUCGGUUUAAAAGUGGUUGGGACAUCAAUAUAUUUAAUAUAGUUCAUGGGUAUGAAAUAAAAAGUGUACCGUGAUGCAUCAUCGGGGAAGUGGUGUAGCAAAGAUUGGGUUCCUAAAUGUGUGUUACUUGAGUUUAUCUUUUGCCAAGUAACUUUCGUAGAUGGGAAGUUCACGCGUUGCUGUUGCCAAUGUUUGGAGGGCUAUAUCUAGGAAUUAUUAUUAGGACUCUAGUGAGGUUAGUUCUGAUUUCGUGGGCUGAACAUAGGUGUGUAAAUUAAAUCUUGGUAAGGUGGCUUCAAUCAAGGCAUUUAAAUGAAGGGAAAGAAAAGUAUGGAGUCGGUGUCCCGAGAGCUAUUGAGUAGAUGACACAGCAAGUAGAUUAGACCUGGCGUCUGUGUGACGCCACGUGCCAUCUUAUGUAUGGAAUAAGAGGGAGGUGUGGUCCCCUUUGGUUACAGCACAUCAAACACGCCCAUUCUCCUGUGUCAAUCUUCGAGAAUGAAAAUAGCCUUUUUCCGUACCAUAUUGAACUAUAUAAUAUAUUUUUUGCACUUGCUUUAAUUUUUUUUAAAUUUCUGCAACAAAUAGCUAUUUGCACGCUCUUUUUUUUUGUUGCUCUCUCUCUCUCUCUCUCUCUCUCUCUCUCUCUCUUUCUCUGUGUGUGUGUAUGAUAUCGAAUCUCGCAUCUCAAUUUUUGAUCCAUUUCCUGUUCUCUAAUUGCACUGAAACUUUUUAACCUUACCAACCGCCAUGACCAAACAACCCAUCAUGAUCAGUAGGUCAUCAAUGACCACCGAUCACCUUUGCGUGACCUCUGCGGGUCGAAUUUUGCGCCUCAAUUUUCUCCCAACUUCCUGAUAUUCAUCACGAUAUGACUAACAGUAUUUUUUUUUGAAUUACAGCAUUAUUCAAAACUGUUUUAUUUUAAAAGUAAUAAUCUUCACGAUUCUUUUUCUUCCGCAAUCAGAUAACUAUCUUAGACGAGGAUGAGAAACCCGGCAAAGAACAUUACAUCGGCUUGGAUUUAAAUGGCCAGACUGUCUUAGCGUGUCUUAACGGCGGCUUCAGAUGCCCAGAAAAUCUCGAUGACUCCAGCAAAGUCAGGAUCUGCAACAUGAACGGUGAGUCGUAAAGCCGGUCGGUCGGCUGGUGUCUUUCAAAACAAAUACUUUCAUACACUUUAUUGAGACGGUUGCAAACCUCUUUGACGUCGUUAUGCCCCAAACUUGAUCUGGGGAGGGGGGGGGGGCAGAGUUGUAGGUGAGUACUAUGUUAGCCUGUUGGUUUCGUUCUAAAAACUCGAUCUUUUGGGGGGGGCAGUUUUGUUGGUGAAUCAUAUGUAAAUAAAAUGUAUGAUGUGACCCAAGCAAGAAAUGCAACACGUUUCCAAAAUAAUAGCCAGUUCUUGAAUGAGUGAGACACUUUUGCCAACAGAAUAACUAAAUAGUUAGCUAAAUAACUCUGGUAAUUCGUUUUAAUGAUGAGAAAUACAUUUUAACCGUUUAAAAGAUAUUAAACUGGAGGCUGGCUUUCGUGUAUUCCAGGUAUCCUCAAUUUAAAGGAAUCCGACAGGAUACAGGUGAAGACGAUGGAAGCCAACACAACAAUACGAAUAGAAACCAACCGCAACUCUUUGCUCACUAUGGUGUUACUGAAUAAACACUAGAAGUCUUGUGUUACUGCAUAAAAUCUAGAAGUCUUGUGUUACUGAAUAAAAACUAGAAGUCUUGUGCUACUGCAUAAAACCUAGAAGUCUUGUGUUACUGCAUACAAACUUGAAGUCUGGUGUUACUGCAUAAAAACUUGGUCUGGUGUUACUGCAUAAAACCUAGAAGUCUUGUGUUACUGCAUAAAAACUAGAAGUCUGGUGUUGCUGCAUAGAAACUAGAAGUCUUGUGUUUGCUAUUACAUAAAAGCUACAAGUCUGGUGAUACCCCAUAAAACUAGUUACGGCAUAAAAAUUAGAAGGAUGUCGCUACAACAUAAAAACUAAAAGUCUUGUGCUACUGCAUGUAAGUUAGCAGUCUGGUGUUGCUGCAUAAAAACUAGAAGUCUGGUGUUUCUGGUGGCGCAGGUAGGGGGGAGUGGCGAACUGAGGGGCGAAUCCGACCCGG